Messenger RNA from Myiozetetes cayanensis, 4046 nucleotides. RefSeq names its product WD repeat domain 72 (gene WDR72). The coding region runs from base 21 to 3230 and encodes 1069 amino acids. Gene Ontology annotation, molecular function: protein binding. The transcript is spliced from 20 exons. Gene Ontology annotation, biological process: protein localization to plasma membrane. Gene Ontology annotation, cellular component: cytoplasm. Lineage: Eukaryota; Metazoa; Chordata; Aves; Passeriformes; Tyrannidae. The record is from RefSeq and is a predicted model, not a curated record.
AGCCGCUGGAGGUGCUGACUAUGAAGACAUCGGUGCCGGCCGUGGCCGUGUGGGGGAGAAGAGCUCCCUCCCACAGCAUCACUGCCAUGCUGAUCACAGAUGACCAGCAGACCAUCGUUACAGGGAGUCAAGAAGGACAAAUAUGUCUCUGGGAUCUUUCAUCAGACUUAAAGGUUUCCUCUAAAGAAAUUCUCUUUGGCCAUACUGCUUCUGUAACUUGUUUGGCAAAAGCAAGAGAGUUUGAAAAACAACCAUAUGUAGUAAGUGCUACUGAAAAUGGGGAGAUGUGUGUUUGGAAUGUCACUAGUGGACAGUGCAUUGAGAACACAAAGCUUCCUUAUAGGCAUACAGCAAUCCAUUAUUACCAUUGCUCAUUCCGGAUGACAGGUGAAGGCUGGCUGCUUUGUUGUGGAGAAUAUCAGGAUGUUCUUAUUAUUGAUGCUAAGACUUUGGAUGUUCUUCACACUUUGUCAUCAUCUCACUCUUCUGAUUGGAUAAAUUGUAUGUGUAUUGUACACUCUGCAAGAAUUCAAGAAGACUCUUUGGUUGCAGUGUCUGUAACUGGAGUUCUUAAAGUGUGGGACCUGUCAUCAUCUCUGAAUAGCAUCCAGGAGAGACAAAGUGUGUGUGAGAAGGAAUCAAAAUCUCUGGGCUGUGUAAGUUGUCGAGCAGUUCGAUUUUGUACUUACACAGAAAGGCUCCUUCUAGUUGUGUCCUCCAUGUGCUGGCAGGUCUAUGACUAUUGUGAUUUCUCCUUGCUUUGUACUGAGUUCUGUAAAAGUGGUCAGUGCUUUGCUGGUGGAGAAGUGCUGGCAGCUUACAGACUUAUCAUCUGGACAGAAGAUGGCCACAGUUACAUCUACCAGCUGCUAAACAGUGGGCUUUCUAAAAGCAUAUAUCCUGCUGAUGGGAAGGUGCUGAAAGAAACUGUUUAUCCUCAUUUACUCUGCUUUACCAAUAUGAAGGAAAAUAAGAGUUUUCCUUUUGUCAUGGGUUUCAUGAAUGAAAGAAAGGAGCCUUUCUACAAAGUUCUUUUUUCUGGUGAAGCUUCAGGAAGGAUCACUUUGUGGCAUGUUCCUGAUGUCCCUGUGUCAACAUGUGAUGGUUCACCAAAAGAGAUCCCAAUUACAGCAGUGUGGACUCUUCAGGAUAAUUUUGAUAAACACUAUUCCAUGUCAGAGGGCAUUAUUGAUCAUCUUUGUGCAUCUGAAGAUGGAAUUGAAGCUGCAGUUGUCAGUUCCUCUGUGUACAUAUCUGGGCUCGAUAAGCUCGUGUGUGGAUGUGAAAAUGGGAAAAUUUUUGUAACUUUAGGUUUAAAAACUGCAAGAGCAAGACUUUUAGGAAACAUAUCUUUGUUUAAAGAUCAUCUCCCUUAUAAGGUUCUGAAUGGUCAUAGUAGCAGAGUCACUUGUUUACUUUAUCCACAUGACAAAUCAGUAAGAUUUGAUCCAAGCUGGCUGUUAUCAGGGGGCCAGGAUUCUGUUGUGAUCUGCUGGGAUAUGUUUACUGGAAACAUCUUACAUCAGUUUAAUCUGCAAUCUGGUCCAGUAACAGAGCUCUUGCGAUCUCCAGAAAACUACAGAGUAAAAGACCAGAGUAUUGUGUGCUGUGUGUGCAGUGAUCACUCAGUAGCAAUUCUACACCUUCAGAAGAGAGUAUGUCUCUUACAUGCCAGAAAACAUCUGUUUCCUGUAAAGAAGAUAAAAUUUGACCCUGUUGAAAAUCUACUAAUUGUUGGAUGUGAAGACAAUUCAGUUUAUAUUUGGGAAAUUGAAACAGGCACACUGGAACGCCAUGAAACAGGUGAAACAGCGAGAGCAAUUCUUACUGCUAUUGAAGAUUCAGAAUACUUAGUGGCAGAUGCUCUACUUCCUGUACCUCAAGAGUCAAAAAGAAAUAAGAAUUCUGGAUACAAACAUUCUGGCUCCUGUAAGCAUGGCAUGGGCCCUUACAACCUUAGUCAUGCAGAAAAAUCUUCAGAUAAGUUAACUGAUACCAGCUGCAUCCAACAGCCCUUUACUAUUUUACCAGUUAAGACAAAAUGGAACAAUGCAAACUUUCAUAUUCUCUUAUUUGAUCUGGAAAAACUUGAGGAACUUCUGCUGUCAUCUCAACUUAAUGGAUUAAAGUCAUCGAAAUCUUUCCACAACCAACACACUCUAGAAAGAGCUAAAAGUACUGCUGAGAAAAGGGCACUGACAUUAAAAAGAAACAAAACUUCUGGGUCCAUAUCUCCCGUGGAUGGGCAGGGAGAUACUGUUUGUCCAAACAAUAAUGCACCCAGACCUGUGGAAGAAAGUGGUGGCAUGAAAAAACAGAAAAAAAUGAAGAGUUCAAGAAAGAUUAAAAUGCAAACAUCAGGAAACAUCGAUGUGAACAUUGCCACUGAGGCAGUUAAGCUGCUUUUGUCAUGUCUCCUUCCAUGGGGUGUUGAUAAAGGAACAGACAAUCUGUGUGUUGGACACUUGGAUAUCCUGAGGCUUCAGUGUCGCGUUUCUUUUGGACUCGUGUCGAAUGAAAGUCACCUAUCACUGAUGUUGCCAGGAGGGAACUGCAUGGGUUGUGCAGUGCCAGGAGAAGGUGACAUUUUCAACUUGUUUUCCAAAAGAGUGCUCGAUUUGUCAAACAAAUACCUUGCUGCAACUGAAGGAGAAACUGGAAAGAAGGAGGGACCUGAGAAUCUUUAUGGAACAAAGGACUUGGAAACAGUAUUCUUCUUAUUUAGCAGAAUAGCUUUAAUCAACAGGAUAAUUAACAUACCUUCAGCAGUUACAGAUGAAAGUGAAAGUCCACAGAAAUCAGAAUCUGUACAUGACAAAUGGCGAAAUAUAGAAGCAGCAACACCUUCAUUCGCCAGUUUUUAUGGAGACUUACUAAGCAGUAAGAGCAGAUAUCAUUCCUCAGACUCUGGAAGCAUUUCAUUGCUGAAACUGAUUUGUUGUUGGAGCGAGGAAUCUGUAAAGAUUACUGAGGCAAUGCAAGCAGUGCUGCUGGCAGAAGUUCAAAGGACUAUCAAUCCCUUGAGGAAGACGACAAUUUGCAGAGAGUCGUUGGCCAUAGUGGAGAAUGGAAGUGUCAGUGUGCUGAAGCAUGGCAAGAGCUCCAACUCGGCAAACUUCCAAGAUGUGGAGGAUACGCCUGACAGAUGUGUCUUGGAAGAGUCUGAGAGUCCAGAUGACACGAAGCCACAUCCCUGGAUAUCUAAAGUGUGCUCCUGUAAGGUGUGUUAGAGAAACCUGUUUGCCUAAAGGAAGAUGCACAAUGACAGCCAAGAAACAGGACAUAUGUGGCAUGGACAUGAAAUGGCUUCUUGUAUUUAUUAUGGUAUACUGUUAACAAUUCAUUUUCAGAAGAAAUACCUUCCAUAAGAUUUAUUGGCUUCAAUUCGCACUUCCCUCACUAAUAGAUUUCCAUGUAUUUGGCUACAUCUAGAUAGUUUUGACAUAGAAAAUAUCAACUCUUCAUUUUUAGAUGUUAGUCAUUUAUUUAGGCAGUGAUCCCAAAUCUUACAACUUUGAUUGACCAUUAAACAGUUGCAUCAAUUUUAGUAUUGUUUUACAUACAUCAAAUUUAAACCCUUCUCUCUCUUCUUGCUUCUGACUUUUAUUACUAAUAGCAUUUUAGCACUGAGCAAAACCAAAUGGAUCUCAAAUAGUUAUAAAAUUUGCUUGUGUGUAAAGGAAAAUGCACAUUUUGAAUGAAACGUGGAAUAUUUAGAAAUAACUAAAAUACAAAGAACGUUCUGUGCUCAGGAGAGGAUGGGAAAUAGAUAACAAAUCUGGUCAUGCCUAGGAUGUAAAUUUUUCUGUUAAUACAAACACUGCCAUCACCAUCAUCUGUAGAAAUGUAGUACCGAUAUGAAGUUGAAGAAGCCCACUGGAGUCCUGUUUUAAAAUGAUACACUUCACUGAACAUCUAUUUGUGCUCACUGGGAAAAGCAGCUUUAAUUUUUUUUUUCUUCUUAAAAAAAAAUAUCAUUAUGUUUGUAGAAUAUGUGCAGCUGAUUAGAUUCAUUUAUCACCUCACGUUCUGGGGGAUUUCGGCUG